Messenger RNA from Telopea speciosissima, 3684 nucleotides. RefSeq lists its product as uncharacterized. The record is from RefSeq and is a predicted model, not a curated record. Bases 119 to 3652 code for a protein of 1177 amino acids. The transcript has 21 exons. Lineage: Eukaryota; Viridiplantae; Streptophyta; Magnoliopsida; Proteales; Proteaceae.
UCUUCCCAACUCCCCCUGAGGACUGUAGUCGUAACUCUCUCAGCUCUUCUUUCUGUCUACGUUUUGCAUUCUCUCUCACAUUGUUCCACCGAUCUGUCUCGCUCUCAAGUCUAAUAGAAUGUUCACGGAAGGCCUGGACGAAAGCGCUAUUGAGUGGAUCAAGAAGGGAUCAGAUGGAGACACACAGCUUCGAUCUCCCUUGGCUGAGAGAUUUAGUAUUGGUACCAUCCCACAGUCUCCUUCUUUGCGCAACAGCAAGAAUUAUCUCUCUUCCCCGAUUUUGCCUCCACUGAAGUUCCAUUCUGGAUUGCUAAUGCCUCAAAGUGCAAUGACUCUUGGACUCAAUGAUGACGAUGAUGAGAGUGUGGCAUCAGUUAAUAUGGAUACCGGUUACUCUGAUGAAUCUGAGGAGGAAGAUUUGGGAUCUAGUGACCAUGACUUGCAGGAUAAGCCAAUUGUCCAGCGCUACGAUGAGGAACUGUUUGUAGCAAAAUCAAUUUCAAAUUUUAAUCGAGAAUCAGGUAAAGAAUCAGAUGGCCCACAUGGAUCAACUAUGAUCAGAGGGUCUUCAAAGGAGAAACUCAGGAUCGAAGUGCCUGAUAACAUCAGAAGAUUUAGAGGUGGUGAUUUGGGCAUCAGGGAAUGUGCCCAGCAGAAUUCAAACCAGGGUGGUAGAGAUCAGCCUCGGGAACAGGGUUCCCAUAUGGAUGGAGUUUUGCCCGACAAGUUAGUAGACUUGGGAACUCCUAGUGCACCUCCCAUCAUGGAAAUUGAUAGAGGAGAAAGUAAUUUUGAAGUGACGAGCCAGCAGUGGUCAUCUCCAACACAUUUAAUGGAAAUGGAACAAACUAUCGGUGAGAUAAAUGUACCAAGUCAAACAAAAGCCUGCUUUGGAAGCCAAGAAACACCAACAGAUUCUGGAACACAAUCUCAAACAAGCAAUGAACCAUGUGCAUCGUAUUGGCAAACAAAUUCAAUGGAUCAACCAAUCUUUUAUAGUACGAGCGGUCAAAAUGCAUGGCAAGUUAUGAUUUCCUAUGAUGCAUGCAUUCGUUUAUGCUUGUAUGCAUGGGCAAGAGGCUGCACAGAGGCACCUGAGUUUCUGCGGGACGAGUGCCAGGUCCUCCGAAGUGCCUUUGGUUUGCACAAGUUUUUGCUGCAGCCCCGAAGUGUAUAUCCAAAAGGAGGGUUUGCUGAGAGUACAGAAGAAAAAGGCACUUUAAAGGCAACAAAGGUUGUUGGAAAGAUUAGGGUCGAAGUUAAAAAAAUUCGUGUUGUGCCAAGACGGAAGCUCAAGAUGACAUACUCACAGCGAGGGGCAUUCUAUGUGCAAGCAGGGACAGAUUAUGUCCGACAUGUUUCAGGACUAUUGAGAACCGGUAUCAGUUCUCUAAGGCUGACCCCAUUGUCAGUGGCAUCAGAAGAAGCACUAUCAUGCUUGUUCCGACUGAAGAGUUCUACUGAAGAAAUAGAUGUGGAACCAGGUUCUGCAAUUUGCUUGCAUCCAGGAACUGGCGAUUCCCAUGUCUUUUUUCCAGAAAGCCAAGGGGAUGCUCUAUUGAUAGAAGUCCAGGAUAUGAAUAAAGUUAUCCAAGGUCGGGCAACAAUUCAAAUUUCAUCCUUGACUGAAAAUACGCAGAGUGAUAGAGUUCGGUGGUGGCCAAUUUACCAUGAUGAUCAUGAAUGUGUUGGAAAAGUUCAGCUCUCUAUUGGUAGUACAAUUACUUGCGAUGACACUAACCCCACAAAGAGCGGACCUGUCGUGGAAACGCUGGCUUAUGAUUUUGUGUUGGAGGCUGCUUUGCGUGCGCAGCAUUUUCAUCCCCGAAACUUGAGGUUACAUGGACCUUGGAGGUGGUUGUUGAAUGAAUUUGCGGACUACUAUGGAGUUUCUGAUUCAUACACUAAACUGAGGUAUCUUUCAUAUGUCAUGAAUGUGGCAACACCAACUAAGAAUUGCUUGGAGCUUGUGCAUGAGUUACUUGCACCUGUGAUAAAGGCCCGAGGAGAGAAAAGUCUAACUAGACAAGAGAAAAGUAUAUUGUUGGAUUGUGAAACUCAAGUCGAGAAUCUGUUAGCAAAUGUUUUUGAGAACUACAAAUCAUUAGAUGAGCUCACUCCAACAGGCUUGGCAGACUUGUUUGGUCCAAUACUAGAGUGCGCAGCACCAGCUUUAGUUCCUGCAGUGACAGUGUACACCCUUCUUCAUGAUAUCCUUGCUCAAGAAGCACAAACAAUAUUGAGAAAUUAUCUACAGAAAGCAGCUACAAAAAGGUGUAGGAGACAUAUGAUGGAAACCGAUGAAUUCAUGUCAAGCAACACAGAAGGUUUUCAUAUGGAUUCCAUGACCAUCUCCACAGCGUAUCUCAAGAUGAAGAACUUGUGUAUAAACAUAAGCAACGAGAUUCAGGCAGACAUCAAGAUUCACAAUCAGCACAUACUUCCAAGUUCCAUAGACCUGUCAAACAUAGCGGCUGGUGUCUACAGCACUGAGUUGUGUAACAGAUUAAGAGGCUUCCUGGCAGCUUGGCCCCCAUCAAGCCCUUCACCUCAUGUAACAGAGCUUUUGAUCGCAACUGCUGAUUUUGAGAGGGAUCUUCAGUCAUGGAAUAUCAGCCCGGUUCAUGGAGGUAUAGAUUCAAGGAAUCUGUUCCACGAUUAUAUAAUGAUCUGGGUAGAAGAUUGGCAACUUUCGAUGCUGGAUCUUUGCAAGGCAGAGAAGGUUCCAUGGAAUGGAGUAAGUACAAAUCAUUCCACUUCACCAUUUGCUGAGAAUAUGUAUGAGAAAAUUAAAGAUGCUCUAAGUGAGUAUGAAGUAGUGAUUAACCGAUGGCCCCAGUACUCUUUGAUUUUAGAAAAUGCUGUUACAAACAUAGAACGAGCAGUCAUGAAAGCAUUGGAAAAGCAAUACAGUGAAAUUCUAAUGCCUUUGAAAGAUAGCAUCCCCAAAAAACUUGGAAUGCAUGUGCAGAAACUUACAAGAAGACAAUCCACAACACUUUAUUCUGUUCCUACUCAAUUGGGAACUUUCCUGAAUACCAUCAAAAGAAUUCUCGAUGUUCUGCACUGCAGAGUCGAGAAUAUCUUGAAACCUUGGGCCUCCUGUCUACCAAUCAAUGGAGAAAAGAAGUCAAUUUUUGGGGAACAAAUGAAUGGAAUUACGGUUAUGUUAAGAACGAAGUACAAAAAUUACAUGCAAGCAACUGUGGAGAAGCUCAUUCUCAAUACACAAGCCAAUCGAAGCACACGGCUCAAAAGAAUACUGGAGGAAACCAAGGAAGAAGAUGGGGAAGCUGAUGUCCGUGAAAGGAUGCAAAUGCUAAGUUCACAACUCAUAGAUUCCAUUACAAACUUGCAUGAGGUCUUCUCAAGCUGGAUUUUUGUUGCAAUAUGCCGUGGGUUCUGGGACAAGAUGGGUCAGACUGUUUUGAAGUUUCUUGAGAGCAGGAAAGAAAACCGAAUCUGGUAUAAUGGAUCUUAUUAUGCUCUUGGGAUUUUGGAUGACACUUUUGCUUCCCAGAUGCAGAGAUUGCAAGGAAACGCACUGCAACCAAAAGAUCUUGAGCCCCCUCGUUCAGUAAUUGAAGCUCGUUCUGUUCUUUGCAGAGACACACGAAAUACAACUGACCCAUCCAAUUACUUCUAUGUCUAGUAGCAAGAAAUUUCAUUUUCUCAGCGCGAAGA